Molecule: messenger RNA, 4681 nt
Organism: Panicum hallii
Lineage: Eukaryota; Viridiplantae; Streptophyta; Magnoliopsida; Poales; Poaceae
Product: transcription initiation factor TFIID subunit 2
Exons: 25
Coding region: 274-4482 (1402 amino acids)
Biological process (GO): transcription initiation at RNA polymerase II promoter
Cellular component (GO): transcription factor TFIID complex
Molecular function (GO): zinc ion binding; chromatin binding; RNA polymerase II general transcription initiation factor activity
Source: RefSeq, a predicted model, not a curated record
GGUCCACGCAGAACCCCUUCGCCGGGGCGGCGAAAGAUCUGAGCCGCGACGGGCUCGAGCGCCGGCGAGCGCUCGCCCAGACGCCCAUCCCCCGGCCUAUAAGAACCGCCUCCGGCUCCUCCUCCUCGCGUCUCAGAGCCCAGUCGCGGGAUGACGUGGCGAACCUCAACACCACCUCCGCCUCACUGAGCCCCACGGGUCUCCGACCAACCCCCUUCUAGAAGCUUCCAAACCCUAGCGCAGGAAGAGGAGAAGCGUGGAGGAGCUUCGGGGAUGGCAAAAGCGAGGAAGCAGAAGGGUGAUGGUGGCGGUUCAGGCGGAGGCGCCACCGUGCUCCACCAAAAGCUCUGCGUCUCCAUCGACAUGGAGAACCAGCUGAUCUACGGGUACACCGAGAUAAAAGUUCUUCUAGCCGAUAACGACACAUUUGCUCUACAUGCUGACAAUAUGACAAUCAGGAGCAUUCUUGUGGAUGGUGAAACUGCCGAGUUUGACUAUUCCCCUCAUUGGAAAAAUGAAUGUGAUCAACCAAAUUGGUCUUCAAUAUCAUGUUUGAAGACUGCUGCUGAUGCAGCAUGCUCAACAUAUACUUCGGCUUUAAAUCGAGAAGCUGUACCAAAUCUUAUUGUGUCAUAUGAGAGAUCAGUUAAGUCAAUAACUGAGCAACAGUUAGAAGAAAACAGUGAAAAACAUGAAGAAAAUAGUGGAAGGCUUGAAGAACAUGGUUUGAAGCCUGUUCAAGCUUCUGAUAAUCAAAUUGUUAAUGGCUGCAAUGGUUCUGCAGUGGAAGAGCAAAAGGAAAAGGAAAAUGGAAAUGAGAAGGGCAAGGAAAAUGGAAUUGAAACUGAAAAUGAAAAGGUGAAGAACAUAAAACUGGUCCACAUAGAUUAUAUUUUGGAGAAGGCUGAAACUGGCAUUCACUUCGUCGGCAAUGUUCUGCAUAGCAGCAGUCAGAUAAGACGGGCACAUUGUUGGUUUCCUUGCAUUGAUAGCACUACACAACGCUGUCCAUUUGACCUAGAGUUUACAGUUAGCAUGGAUUUAAUUGCUGUCAGCAAUGGUGACUUACUUCACCAGGUCUUAAGCAAGGAAGAUCCUACAAAAAAAACUUAUGUGUAUAAGUUGAACACUCCAGUUAGUGCACAGUGGAUAUCCUUGGUUGUUGGGCCACUUGAAGUUCUCCCUGACAGCAAUGACACAAGUGUCUCACACAUAUGUUUAUCCCCUGCUUUGUCAAAGCUUCAGAACACAAUCGCAUUUUUCCAUGAUGCAUACAGCUGUUACGAAGACUAUCUUGCUACACCAUUUCCCUUAGGUUUGUACAAGCAGAUUUUUCUUCCACCUGAAAUGACAGUGUUACCAACAAGCUUAGGAGCCUCCACAUGCAUAUUCAGUUCAGAUAUCUUGCAUGAUGAGAAGGUUAUAGAUCAGAUAAUUGGCACAAGAAUCAAACUCGCCUAUGCCCUUGCGAAGCAAUGGUUUGGAAUAUACACAAGUGCAGAGGAGCCCAAUGAUGAAUGGCUAUUGGAUGGUUUGGCUGGUUUUCUUACUGAGGUAUUUAUCAAGCGUUUCCUUGGGAAUAACGAGGCACGGUAUAGGCGCUUCAAGGCUAACAGCACCGUAUGUGAGUCUGAUGUAAGUGGUGCAACUGCUUUGAGCUCUCCUGCUGCUUCAAGUGAUCUAUAUGGAACUCAAACAAUUGGUUCAUAUGGGAAAGUUCGUUCAUUGAAGGCAGUAGCUGUUCUUCAAAUGUUGGAGAAGCAGAUGGGGCCAGACUCCUUUCGGAAGAUUUUGCAGGUGAUAGUGGCCCCAAAUCGUGCCUCAAGAACACUUAGUACGAAAGAGUUCAGACACCUUGCAAAUAAGGUUGGUAACCUCGAACGCCCAUUCCUAAAAGAAUUCUUUCCACGGUGGGUCGAGUCUUGUGGAUGUCCAGUUAUGAGAUUGGGAAUCUCAUAUAGCAAAAAACGGAAUAUGAUUGAAUUAGCCGUUUCAAGGGGUUGCACCGCAAAAGCUACACCUGAUUCUGAUAGUCAUAUCAAUGGUGACAUUCGAGAAGGCGAUGCUGGAUGGCCAGGAAUGAUGAGUGUACGGGUUCAUGAAACUGAUGGGGUAUACGAUCAUCCAGUUCUCCCAAUGGCUGGUGAAGCUUUGCAGGUGGUUGAAAUACAAUGCCAUUCCAAACUAGCAGCGAAGCGUGUUUGGAAAUCAAAAAAAAGCACCAAAUUUGAUGGUUCUGAUGACAACAUAGAUGUCUCUACUCAAGAGAACCGCACAAGCAUUGAUUCGCCUUUACAAUGGAUUAGAGUAGACCCGGAGAUGGAAUAUCUUGCUGAGAUCCAUUUUCACCAGCCUGUUCAGAUGUGGAUCAAUCAAUUGGAGAAAGACAAAGAUGUUAUAUCACAGUCACAGGCAAUAUCUGUCCUGGAGAAAUUACCUCAGCUUUCUUCUGCUGUGAUUAAUGCCCUCAAUAAUUUCCUAAACGACACAAAGGCCUUCUGGAGAGUUAGAGUUGAAGCGGCAUAUGCAUUAGCAGUUACAGCAUCUGAGGAAUCUUGUUUGGAUGCAUCUGAUUUUCCACAAGUACCUUACAUGAGUUUAUUUUGCUUCGUUCAGGCAACUGAUUUAGCUGGGUUGCUUCAUCUGGUUAAGUUUUAUAAAAGCCGACGCUUUGAUACAGAUAUUGGAAUGCCCAGGCCGAACGACUUCCAUGAUAUCCCAGAGUACUAUGUUCUUGAGGCGAUCCCCCAUGCGGUAGCUCUUGUUAGAUCAUCAGACAAGAAUAGCCCAAAGGGAGCCAUUGAGUUUAUUCUUCAGCUCCUGAAGUACAAUGAUAACAACGGAAAUAUUUACUCUGAUGUGUACUGGCUAUCUGCAAUGGUACAGUCAAUAGGAGAACUGGAAUUAGGCCAGCAGGGCAUGGGCUUCCUAUCCUCUCUACUCAAGCGAAUUGAUCGCCUCUUGCAAUUUGACAACUUUAUGCCUGGUUACAAUGGGGUCUUGACUGUCAGCUGCAUUCGUACCCUUGCACGAAUAGCAAGGAGGGUGUCAUCUUCCAUAUGCCUUGAUCGCAUUUGUGUACUAAUUGCCCCCUUUCGCAACAUGGACAAACCAUGGAAAGUUCGAAUUGAAGCUAGCAGGGUUCUUAUUGAUCUUGAGUUGCACCAUAAAGGCCUUGAUGCAGCUCUUUUAUUGUUUUUGAAAUAUGUGGAUGAAGAAAAGUCUUUGCGAGGAGCGACGAAGUUGGCUGUUCAUGUCUUGCGUUUAUGUCAAGCAAGUACUGUUCCCCACUUUAAUGAUCAAAUAAGUUUGACAACUCUAAUUGGUCUUCUCCACCUGCUUGCUGGUGCAAAGGCAUACAAUAAUGUAUUUCUUCGUCAUCAUGUGUUCUGCAUAGUGCAAGUUGCUGCUGGAAGGUCUCCAACAUUAUUUGGUGUUCCAAAGGUUGUCACGCCCGCUCUGGUGGCCCAGGACAUAUGUAGUGAUCAACACACUAAAGCUGAUUCCUCUAUUCCUCAACCAUCAAGGCCUCAAGAACCUUCCACUAGCACUCCUAGUGUGCGUGAGGUCUUACCUACCUCUGGACCCACUAAAGAUGCUGAUAAUAUAUCUAACUGCAGUGAAAGAAGGAACGUCGUCAAAAUUAGGGUGAAGCUUACUGCAUCUUCCAGUAAAGCAUCGGAUGCUGACCAGAGAGUCCAUUCUCAUGGUGGAAGAAAUGAAAAUGAAGCGGGUCCAUGUAGUUCUAUGUCAGUGGAUGCCCCAAUGGUUGGAGCGGCAACUGAACCAUUAAAUGUAAGCAAUCAUAACAUUGAGGAACAGAACUCAUGUCAUGACCGUGAAUCAAGGAUGUCAGCAAGUGUUGGCAAUGCUAAACUAAUGGACAGGCAUGAGAUUUCCAAGGAACUACAGUGCACCGCUGAUUCAAGGCUGGACGUUCUUCCCAAGGAUCAGUUCUCUCCUGCCGUUAAUCCUCUGGGAGUUGUAGACAAGCCUGGUAGUCAGCUUGAAGUAGUCUCCACCAGUUAUGAUGGAAACCAAGCUCCAGAGUCUGUGAGUGGAGUGGAAACAAAAGAGAGGAAGAAAAAAGAUAAGAAAGAUAAAAAGCGGAAACGUGAUGAAAAACGAGAUAAGAAAGAUGAUCCAGAGUAUCUGGAGAAAAAGCGACUUAAGAAAGAGAAGAAAAAAAUGGAGAAAGAGUCAGCCAGAAAGCAGCUGGAAGGUGAAGAAAAGGCUACUCUUGAAGAGCGGAAAAUAGUGAAACCUUCAGGGUUGCAGGAAGUUUUGCCGGCAAGGCCACCAACAGCUCCAGUGCGAAGUGCUGAACCAGCUCCAUCGCAAAGUGCUGAACCAGCGGCAGUGCGAAGCUCUGAACCCCAAAUAUCAAGCAAGGAAACAACCGUAGAUACUGCACGGACAGCAGCCAAACCAAGGAUAAAGAUCAAAGUCAAGCCCUUGCUAAGAAAACCUGAAGGGAGUUGAAACAGAUUGUAGAAUUGUGGCCAGGUGGGCACCAUUUGUAAGGAUUACUGUACAGCGGGGGAAAAUGUGGGUAUGUUGUAGGUUGUACCAUGAGAAGCCAGUUUUUCAUUAAUGGCUGAUGUAUCCUGUAAAAAAAAUUGCUGCUGCCCUAGUAAUUUCUGGGGUAAUUGAAAUCGAGUUCUAGGGUUGUCCAUGAGUA